AUGAGUAGAGGUACUAAUCUCUUUGCAGCAUCUUCAAUAUCAGCAAUUAUUUGGAUUAUUACACUAUUCUUAUCCACCGGAUAUGUGAAUGAAGUUGCUAAAUCAAUGCCAACAUAUGCCUUAAUUCUUUAUUUCUCUUAUGCACUGUUUAAAGUAGGGGGAGACUUGUCACGAUUGAAGGAUUAUCCUGAAGAAGCUGAAUCAUUACAAAAGGAGGUUGAGGAAUCGAAGCGAUUCUACAAAGAGAAGGGAUUAAAAUUGUGAAAAAUUAAAUACGCAUAUAUAUUUUUAUAAAUUUAAUGGA
Paramecium tetraurelia is the source of this 304-nucleotide messenger RNA. RefSeq lists its product as uncharacterized. Lineage: Eukaryota; Ciliophora; Oligohymenophorea; Peniculida; Parameciidae. Gene Ontology annotation, cellular component: endoplasmic reticulum membrane; dolichol-phosphate-mannose synthase complex. Bases 1 to 264 code for a protein of 87 amino acids. Gene Ontology annotation, biological process: GPI anchor biosynthetic process. The record is from RefSeq and is a predicted model, not a curated record. The transcript is spliced from 2 exons.